Messenger RNA from Drosophila suzukii, 4192 nucleotides. RefSeq lists its product as uncharacterized. NCBI's taxonomy places the organism in Eukaryota, Metazoa, Arthropoda, Insecta, Diptera, Drosophilidae. Gene Ontology annotation, molecular function: RNA binding. Gene Ontology annotation, cellular component: ribonucleoprotein complex. The record is from RefSeq and is a predicted model, not a curated record.
ACCCGAUAGGUUUUGAAAAUAUCGAUAACCAAACAUACAAAUAAUUGUUUUCAUUGCGAAUCGCCAGCGCUCUGUAAAACUUAUGCAUAAAACUCGCUAAAACGCAAAUAAGGACAAGUAGAGCUGUUCAAAGAGAGAAGGUGGGCCAAUCGAAACAACCAGGGCGUGCAAAUCGAGAUUGAGAGGCGUGGAAUCCCCAGAAAGUGCGGUGUGAGCGUAAAAUGCAAUAGUCGCUGCCAUGCCAAAGGCCAAGGGAUCAAGCUCCCUUGGAUCAAAGGGACCAUCCCGGAGAAUAUCUUCGGCAGACGUGGUGCCCCGGGGAUCGUCGGGAUCGGGUGGAUCGGCGGGAGUGGCGGUGCCGCUCCAGAACUCCAAGCAGAAGCAGCCGGAGAAAAAGAAGGACUCGCUGGCAGCCAAGGAAUCUGCGGUUAAGAACAAGGAAUCUUUGAAGAAGGAGCCUGUGAAAAAUGAGCCCGUGCAGGAGCCGUCCACUGCCAUCUCCUCCAUCCCGGCGGUUGACAAGCUGCGCCGCUUCUGUUUUAUUGGCUCCGCGGACGAGCCCGUCUAUGCCACGCCCACGCUGGACCUCGCCGUCGAGACCAGCUUCGCGUCGCUGAAGGACCUCUGCUCUCAAGUGACCGAAGUAGAGCUGGCCGAGUGCCUGACGAGUGUCCUGGGCAGCGGACCGAAUGCAGAGCACCUGCCGCGCCCAGACGAGCCCCUCCUCAUCCUGGCCGUCUAUCUUACCACGCGCGACGACGAAAAGGAGCGCAAGUUGGUGCGAAACAGGUUCGCCGAUCUGAUUACCGGCGAAUCGCACCUGCUGCUGUUCGUCCAGCUGGUGAAGCGAGUCCAGAAACUGCUCGAUCGCAAGACGCCCUUCAACCGCACGGUGCGCAAGGCCAUUCUCGACUGGUAUGGCAAGCAGCCAUUGGACCGCCUCCUUCACCUGUGGUCGGUGGGCGACGGAACUCGUUGGUCGGCGCAUCGCGAUCUGCUGCACCGCUGUCACUUUCGGGAUGGCGAUUUUCGACCGGAAAUCAUGGCUGCCUUGCGGUUGCUCUCAACGUCGCCCAAGGAGCUAUCGAAUUGGCCCGCUUUCCUGACGCCUUUAAGCAGUAGCCGCGGAAUUAUCGAGGGUGUGGUGAAGCUGCGUCUUCUGCAGGAUCCCGAACAAGCUCUGCCCAUUGUUAAGAAGCUCUCGCUGAGCUGGGAGCAUGUGCCGCUCCAGCUGUUCAACGAUCCCGGACUGGCCAAGUUUCUUAUACCGCGCAUGAGCUACGAGCAGCUCCUCCGCAGCUGGCCACGCCUCUCGCGAAUGCAGCACCAGGUGCGCCCCUUCGCCGAGCAGCUACUGGACGAGAAGAAGCUCAAGGCGGGAAAUGUCCCGCCCGUUCGUUUGCUGCUGGAGGACAUGCGUCUGAGGAAGCCCAGGAAGUUGUAUCCAACUUGUUUGCGGAAAGCGAGUUUUCUGCAUAGCGUUUACGAAAUAUCCUUUGGCAAGAACAAGGCUCUCGGCAGGCGUCUGCACAUCACCCUUAAUCUGGAGCAGCACUACCUAGGCAAAUACCUUACCGGUCGCUGUCGUAUGCUUAAAUACAUAGAUGGCCUGGUGGCAAUGGCCUUUGGUUACUUCCGUAGCGAUCCCAAGGUGACGGUGCAGUUCUGGCACGAUCGCAGUGGCCAGCUGAAGACGCUGCCCUGGACAAAGGAGAUGACCGUGGCAGAGGCCACGUCCUGCUGCGUGGAUCAGAAGGUGCUUAAGAUCAAGCAGUCGCUGACGGAUAUUUUGGACAGAGCGCUGGAGGAUGAAAAGAACACGUACGAUGUGUUUUUAGUGCUGGUGCCGGGAGCCGGGCGGGGAAAUCCGGCGAACAGUUCCAAGAGCUUGGCUGCCCUGAUGGAUGAAUACCGCGAGAAGCGCAGCUCCAAUGCCAAGUUCAUAAUUGUGAGCCUGCGGCAGCACCACGGCUCCAUGACCUAUUCCGGCGAACGAAACGAGAACCUGUUGGAGUUGUGCAGCCUGGACGAGCACACGCCGCGGCUGAUUAACGCCUUUGCUCGCAGAAAGUUCUACUAGACGUGGUAGAGGAGCAGCCUUUCGAAUCACCGACGAAUCCCAAAUAAUCGCACAGCUGCCAGCGCAAAUCAGUACCAUUUGUUGAAGGACGGUGGCCAUCGGUUCGUUGCCAUCGGCCAUCUCUCUCGCUUUCAUAGACGCUAGGGCGCUCGGUCCACCCACUCCCGUUCAGAAUAGCUUUCAUGUAACAUAUAUAUAGGUCCUUGGUGUGUAAUCAUCGUAGAGCCAGGCCAACUUAAUGCUACAUACUUAUGUACUAAUAAUGGUAAUAGUUACACCCCGGAAUCCAGAAUUGCAAUCGGGUUAGUUAGAUAUUUUUAACGCUCGUUUUGUGUAAUCACCUUUGUAUUCGUAUUUGUAUUUGUACCAGAUUUGGUGGAUUUAUUUUUUGAAAUCAAACUGAAUCAACUGAACUGAACUCAAUCUAAAUUCAAUUUGGAUUAAAAACAAUCUCAAAGCAAAAGCAAACGCAAGCGCAAACAACAAACAAAACAAAAAAGAAAAAAAAACAAAAAAACCGAAGAACAACAAAUUGCCUUACAAACAAAAAUGUUAGUAAAACUUUCAUUUUAGUUUAGACUUUUUCAAAAAUCGAAUACUGGAACUGAAACUGAAACACAAAUUAUGGCAUUUAGAUAAAGUUAAAGUUAAACGUAAACUAAUCAUAUGGCCUAUGUAUUGAAUAUUGAAUAUUAAUCUAACGUAACUUAAAAUAGUCCAAGUCAAAGCAAUAAUCACCAACAACUAAGCAAAUCCAGUUAUAGCCUCAGAUCGAUCAUAGAUUUAUGUUGUGCUCGAAUAGAAUCGAAUUAAAUUAGCUAAAUAGUCAAAACGCGUACAAGGAAAAAAAGAUAAAAAGAAAAUGGAAAAUGAAAACUCCCAAUGUGCCAUACACACCACCACAAAAUCACACAACCAAACUUACACACCCCAUACACUCGAUCAGUAUAUUUAUUAGGAUUGUGAAAAAACGCCGAACCGAAAACAUAUAGAGAACAAUAACGAAACGACGAGCAAACGCUACCAAUUUGACUAAAAUUAGUUAAGUGAAAUUAUACUCAAAUUACGAUUAAAUUACAUUUACUUGUAUAGAAAGCAUAGCAACCAAUUUGGAAGUUAAGCAAAAUCCAACCGAAAAUAGGGAAAUCGAAAACGAAAUUAAUUAACCAGAAAUCGAAACGAUACAAAAGAAAAUAGGAAAUAUUUCCACGGACAUUUCUAACCAAAUGUUUCCACACGCGUCUGUGAAGUAAACCGUUGUGAUCGCUUUAAAUUUUGAUUUAAACAAAACAUAAAUACAAAACAGGAAACUACUGAAUACAAAAUGCAGAAAAGUCGGAACACAAACCGCGAACAGGCAGCUCUAAGUUAUUCUAUAUAGUUUGUGAACUCAAAAUCAGUAGGAGCGUAACCGAAAAGUACCUAUACAACAAAAGCUAAACUAAAACUGAAACUUAUACUGCAGAGCCAACCAAUUGAACUCCAAAAAUCCAGCAGAACUACACAAGAAGUAUUCAACUAAACCGCGCUGCCUGAAAAAAAUCGAGGAUAAGGUAGAUCAAAGGAGCUGAAUUGGAAGAAAGGAUCUACGGACUACCGCAGAAUGUAUACACUUUACAGAUUGUGGAGGAGAAAUCUGAUUUGAAUUUAUUGUUACUAAUAUUAAGGCUCAUUUGUGCCCUCUUUGAAAGAGGAUUAACCAUAAGGAAAAUUGAAAGAGACCCAACCAAAACCACUGUGAAAUGUGUCACAACUCCUAUGUUUUUUCCCCUUAUUAAAGGGUCUCUUCUUAUAAUUUUAUUUUACAUUCACUUUAGUUUAAGAUUCUAAAAUUUGUUUAUCGGCUUAAGCACACAAAAUUUUGUGGUCCGAAGUAUAUAAGUUAUCUCUACGUAUGAAUUUACGCAUUCCAAUUUGAAUAUUUUUCAUUAUUUUUGUAUUAUUAGACUUAAAACCAUUAUACCUUUAUUGUUACCACAUAAGUGAACAUUUCAGUUUGUAAAGUGUAUCCCACACAGAAACGCAAACCAAACAGUUGAAACAGUAAAGUUACCGAAAAGUUGAACAGUGAAAAAUAAGUUAAACAAUAAAAACAUAUGCCAAGGAAACACA